AGAGGUGGAGGGACAGGAUGCUUGCCUUGCAAGCAGCCGACCCAGGUUCAAUCCCUGGCAUCCAACAGGUCCUCUGAGUCCCAUUAAUUCCUGAGUGUAGAGCCAGGAAUCCACCCUGAGCAAUGCUGGGUGUUGCCCCCCAAAAAACAAGUUUUGACAUUGCCAAACGUCUCCAGAUGAGCACUUUUUUUGUCAAUGUAUUUAUUUGACAAGCAGUGUAGAUGAAGCCUUUAAGUCAUGAAUCGACAUUCCAUGUAUGAACUUCUCCUGUGACCUAUUGUGUUUUAUUUUAGAAUCAGAACCACAGUUUAAGAACAAUGACUCCAUCCUACAACUGAACAGCCCUGCUAUGGUAAGAUUCAUGCAUUUGAUAAAAUAUGUCUUAUUUUUCAUGCUGAAAAAUUCUUCCUAUUUUUAUCAGAUAGAAGAGAUGGUACAUAGUUAACUUUUGUAUAUUUAACCAAAAUGACCCAGUAGCAUUUCUGAAUAUGGUAAACUUGGGAAUUUUAAUAUUACUAUUAUUAUUACUAUUAUUAAUAUUGUUACUAUUUGAAGCCAAACCUGGUGGGGCUCAAGAGUUUACCCCUAAUUCUUUUUUUUAAACCCCUAAUUCUUUGCUUAAGGAUAACUCCCCUCCUGGCUUGGGGGGCUGUACAGAGUAUUGGGGAUCAGAUCUGGGUCAGCCUCAUGCAAGACAAGAGCCCUACCCACUCUACUGUGUAUACCACAUUUUAUUUUAUUUUAUUUUAUUUUAUUUUUUUGCUUUUUGGGUCACACCCAGCGAUGCUCAGGGGUUACUCCUGGCUUUGCACUCAGGAAUUACUCCUGGCGGUGCUUGGGGGACCAUAUGGGAUGCCGGGGAUCGAACCUGGGUCGGCCGCGUGCAAGGCAAACGCCCUACCCGCUGUGCUAUCGCUCCGGCCCCUACCACAUUUUAUUUUAAAACAAUAUUUUGAGAAUGUGGGGGUUUUGGGCCACACCUGGCAAUGCUCCAAGGUUACUCAGCACUCAAGGAUCACUCCCGAAGAGGCUCAGGGGACUGUACAGGGAUACCGGGGAUUGAACCUGGGUUGCCCCAUGCACGGCAAAUGCCCUUUGUCCUAUACUAUUGCUCUAGCCUCUAUUAUUAUUUUAUUCACUAUCACUAUCACUAUCAUCCCGUUGCUCCUCGAUUUGCUCGAGCGGGCCCAGUAAACAUUUCCAUUCGUCCUAGCCCUGAGAUUUUAGCAGCCUCUCUCUACUCGUCCUUCCCAAUGGUGCCACAUUAGAGGCUCUUUCAGGGUCAGGAGAAUGAGACCAAUCAUUGUUACUGUAUUGGGCAUAUGGAUACACUACGGGGAGAUUGCCAGGCUCUCCUGGGCAUAUUAUUAUUAUUAUUAUUAUUAUUAUUAUUAUUAUUAUUAUUAUUAUUAUUGUCUUUGGGACACACUUAGCUGUGUUCACGGUUUACUCCUGGCUCUGUUCUCAGGGAUUUUUCCUGGCGGGCUUGGGGGACCAUGGUACCCAAGCUUCAACAUGGGCCAACCGUUUGCAUGGCAAGCACCAUACCCACAGUACUAUCUUUCCAGCCCCUGGCUCUAGAUUUCAUAUAGGUCAUCCUGUUUCCUAUAGAAAUGUUUAAAUCAUGCUCUUUUCAACAGCCGAGCCCUGAGCUCUCGUGGAAUGCGUCCGAAAGGGAUAAAUCUGACCAAGACUUGAGAGAAAGUCCAUGCCUUCCUCCCCCUGGGAAUGAUCAGGCAGACGGGAUCUCUUCUAAAGAAAUGGAAAACAGAAACGGCUUCCACACACUCAAGAAACCUGCCACUGGGAAAACGCAUCUUCAGAUGAGUCAUCAGCUUCCGAAGACUCAACCUACCGGUGGGAGGAAGGCCUGUCAGGAUGGUCAGCACGGAAAGGAUUUUAGAGGUUCCUCUUCUCUGAACACUCACCGUCAAAUUCAGACUGGACCCGGGGCCCACGCGUGCAAGGAAUGCGGACAAAGCUUCGAGUGUUUGAAGAAACUUAAAGCUCACACGAAGAACCAUAGUGCGGGGAAACGCUCUACGCGUGAGCCCCACGGCGAAGCCUCAGCUCAGGCCUCGGUCCUUCGCCCUGACUCGGGAGAGAGAGCCUAUACGUGUGAGCAGUGUGGCAAAGGCUUUGCUGCUCCUUCACAGCUGUCAAGGCAUGUUCGAACGCACGCCAGGGUGCAGCUGUUGCCCUGUGACAUCUGUGGGAAGACCUUGAGCAGUUCGUCAAGUCUUAGCAUCCACAAGCGUUGCCACACGGGAGAGAAGCCCUUCGCGUGUCCGGAGUGCGGCAAGGCCUUCGCUCAGUCGUCUCACCUCACGAAACACGUGCGAAUCCACACGGGGGAGAAGCCCUUUGCGUGUCAGGAGUGUGGCAAGGCCUUCACUCAGUCUUCUCAUCUCAUGAAGCAUACGCGAAUCCACACGGGUGAGAAGCCCUUUACGUGUGAGGGGUGUGGCAAGACCUUCGCCCAGUCCUCACACCUCGUGAAGCAUCAGCGACUCCACACGGGAGAGAAACCCUAUGUGUGUCAGAAAUGUGGCGAGGCAUUUUCUCAAAGGUCGUUUCUCACGGUGCAUAGGCGAACUCACUCUGGAGAGAAGAAUUAUCUGUGUGACCAAUGUGGCAACGUUUUUUCUUCUUCCUCCUACCUCACAAAACAUUUGCAGACGCACACGGGCGAGAAGCCUCUUGAGUGUAACACACGUGAGAAGACGUUCUCCUCUUCUUCUUACAUGGCCACUCAUGAGCGUUUUCACACCGAUGGGAAACGCCACACGUGUGAGACAUGCGGGAAGGCCUUCACUCGACGCUCUGACCUGACAAAACACAUGAAAUUCCACACAGGAGAAAAGCCGUUUCGAUGUGACAGAUGCAGUAAAACCUUUUUCUCCUCGCCCCAACUGAGGAAUCAUAUUAGGACUCACACAGGGGAGAAGCCUUUUCACUGUGACGUCUGUGGGAAAACUUAUUCCUCGGCUUCUUAUUUUUCCAUUCACAAGCGCAUUCACACGGGGGAGAAACCCUAUCAGUGUAAGCAAUGUGGAAAGGCCUUUGUGGCCCCCACCGCUCUCUCUCUACACCUCAGGUCUCACACCUUUUGAGUGCGAUAUGUGCAGGAAGUCGUUCUCUUGUGCUUUGUAUGUGACCAUUUACAAGCAGUGGAGAGAAACCAUUUGCAUGUGAGGAAGGUGAGGUCUUCACUAAAUCCUCCAGCCUGCAGCAACAUAGGCACGUUCACACUGGCUAGAAACACCAUACCUGUAAGGGUUGCGGGAAGGCUACCAUGAGGUCCUUCAGUCUGAGGGAACGUAGAGGGGUUCACACGGGAGAGAAACCCUAUACGUGUGAGCAGUGUGAUAAAGGCUGUAAGAAACAGUCAGGCCUUUAUUGCCAGAAGAGAAUCCGCACUUCUGUGAUGGAAUCUCAGGAUUCAGGAAUUGAUUCAGGAAUCACAGAAUCCCUGAGAGAAACUUUACCCAGUCUUCAGGCCUUCAUAAACACAGGAAAAUUUACACGAGGCAGAAUCCACGCAUCUCAGGGCGAGGGCAAGACCUUGCCUCAUCUUCAGGAACAAAAACAAGUGUGACCACUUGUGGCCAUGGUCCUAGCCAUUUCAGAUCUUACCAGGUGUCAUGGAAUUCCCACUGGACAGAUUUCUGAAUGGAAUGUGUCAGAUCUUCUGCCUCUUGUUUGGAAAGCAAAUUUUGGUUUGGGGCCACACCCGGGGGUGCUCAGGGCUUAUUCCUGGCGGGUUCAUGAGACCAGAUGGGGUGUUGGCGGAUCGAACUGGGUCAGCCAUGUCGAAGUCAAAUGCCCUAUCUGCAGUAUUAUUAUUGUUCUGACCCUGAAAACAAAGUGGUUUUGUUUUUGAGCGGGGAAAGAGGGUUGGGUGGAGGUGGGGAUGGUUAUGUGUCAAACCUGCAAUGGCUUAGAAACUGGUUCUGGUGAUAUACUUGGCACGUUUCCAGCAGUGCUGGGGCCUGAACCUGGGCCUUAUCUCGGUGUGAUCCUCGCUGGAUGGACAUUGCCUUCUGUUUUUCACUUG
Sorex araneus (European shrew) is the source of this 4057-nucleotide messenger RNA. RefSeq names its product zinc finger protein OZF-like. Lineage: Eukaryota; Metazoa; Chordata; Mammalia; Eulipotyphla; Soricidae. Bases 1614 to 3113 code for a protein of 499 amino acids. The record is from RefSeq and is a predicted model, not a curated record. The transcript has a single exon.